Adelges cooleyi (spruce gall adelgid) is the source of this 3077-nucleotide messenger RNA. RefSeq lists its product as uncharacterized. Bases 339 to 2744 code for a protein of 801 amino acids. Gene Ontology annotation, cellular component: nucleus; chromosome. The transcript is spliced from 3 exons. Gene Ontology annotation, biological process: regulation of transcription by RNA polymerase II. The record is from RefSeq and is a predicted model, not a curated record. Gene Ontology annotation, molecular function: zinc ion binding; chromatin insulator sequence binding. NCBI's taxonomy places the organism in Eukaryota, Metazoa, Arthropoda, Insecta, Hemiptera, Adelgidae.
CAAGUAGUCAGUUAGCCUAUCAAAUUCCGAAUUGGUAGAUUGUCGAUUUUUGUUGAGGCUUGGACUGCGGCGUUGUUUUGUUUGUGUCUGCCCGUACAGUGUACUUCUUAUAGGUCUCGGUAGUGUAUUAUUUUCUUAUGGUAUCGUUAUAACAUGAAUCCACAACCCCUGUAUUAACAUUUAACCGCUUGUGUUUACUGUUUAUUAUUUAUCGUUAAUCGUUACAGUCACUCCUCAACGGAUACGGGUUUGUUUGACUGUAGGCAGAUCUGCCUUCAUAGUUCAUUUAACAACAACCCUUGUUGAAAUCGAGUUGUUUCCGAACUGCAGUUGUCGCGAUGACGCCCAUUGUAGUGAACCCUGAACUAUGCCGUAUAUGUUUAACCGAUAAUGAUAAACUAAUAAACGUGUUUGAAAAUGGGAUGGUAAAUCGAAAUUUGGCUUAUGAAGUGUCUUACUAUUACCAAGUUAAAAUAAAUGGAGAUGAUGGAAGAUCUAAAAUGUUAUGCAAGAAUUGCAUACAACAUAUUGAUGUAUGGCGUGAGCAAUUGAAAAAAGCAACAGAUGCACAGAUGAUCAUAGAUUUUCUAGCUGCAAAGGCGAACAAUUCUUCUCAUAAUGAAAAUCAUCAGUAUUUAACUUCCAACAUUAAACUUGAUAUAAAUACAUGUGGGUUAGAAACCAGUAGGUCGCUAGAACAAAAACUUCUUGAACUCGAAUCAAAAUCAUCAACUAGUUCUAGAAUUCAUAAACUACGAAAUUCUUGUCCUGUUUGCAUGAAUGUUAAUAAUACAAAUUUACAGUAUGCUACUCAUAAUUUAUGCAGCAAACAUUCAAACACAGUUAGUACUUGUCUUGUGCCAAAUUGUUACUACAUAUUUAGUACCAUUGAACUUUUUAUAAAACACUAUAGACAUCAUUUAAAUCUUCAAAAACAAACCUAUUUGUGUCGUAAAUGUUAUGCGAUCUUAGAUUGCCCAAGAUCCAACAUAAAAUCAAACCACAAAUGUCAAGAUGUAUCAAAAUUGUUGGUUUGCUGCUCAAUUAAUUUUCCUAUAAUGUCCAACUUUGUUUUACAUAAGUUACAAAACCAUUCUGGAAAGAUGAUUCGUAGUCUUGCCCAAUACAAGCAACUGGGCCUAGAUUUUAAUCUCCCCAGUCCUUCAAAGACUAAGUUUUCUAAUGAAUAUUCAAAGAAUGACUUAUUUACGUGUCUAGUAUCUAAGUGUGAUAAGGUAUUUACUACAAAAUCAACUAACGUUCGUCAUUACAUACAGCAUGCUAGUAUACCAGAUGAAUUUGUAACUUGUGCCAAAUGUUUGCACUCAUGCUUAAAAACUCAAUAUGUAAAUCAUGGUAUGCAUAGUUCACCUCCAAUAAUCUGUAAUGUAUGUGCGCUUAAUUUCAAAACUCUACACGACUUGGCAGAACACAAGCUUACUACUCACGGUUCACUCAUUCUUUGUCAACCAAGUCAACUUCCUGGAUGUCCAGUUUGUAAUGUAGAAUUUGAACGAAACGAAGACACAAAAGCACACUACUUGAAAUGCUUCACAAAAAAUAAUGAAGAACCAACUAAAAAAUCGGUGGUUAAUACCAACGUACAAGAAAGCAGCCCUAUGCCUCGUAAAGUGCUGAACGAAAAACAUUUAAGCAGUUACAAAUGCAAAAUUUGUGGUCAUUCUUGUUUCAAAGCUGUGGAAUACAUAGAACACGCUAAAAAAGAACACAAAAUGUAUAUAGAGUUGAAAGAAAAAGGUAUAAAAUUGUGCCCUUUGUGUGAUCAAAACUUCAUGUUGAAUAAAUUUAGUGCCCAUGUUGAACAAUGUACCUACAGUAUGAAAAUUGGUGACAUGCCUGCAAAUUGUUUCAAAUGUAAAUACUGUAAUGUCCAUUUUGAUAAUGUAAGUCCAAGUCAAUUUCGCAGUCAUGUAUUAUUUUGUAAAUCGUUUGAAGAGAGAACUGAAAAUGACAUCAAGUAUAAAUUUUGUAUCAACUGUACUUUCAGAUCUCAAGAUAUAGAAUCUUGCAUAAGUCACGCAACACAGUUUUGCAUAUAUUUUCAGUUAAAAAUACAUUAUGCUAUGGGACCAGAUGAGAAGAUUAAAGUAGAGAAUCGAGACGAAAACCAGCAAGUUGAUAAAAUAAAUUUAGAACGUAAGGAUGAUAUUUCAUUUGUCAAUGGAAUGUUAUUGUGCAAGAAUUGUUCUCUAAAGUUUGUAUCUUACAAAGAAGCUAUCGAACAUAACAAGAAUUGUUUAAGAUUGUCUUUAGAUCCUAUUCCAUCUCUCGAUUUGACUAAAACUACUAAAGAGACAAAUUUCUUAUGUGUACAAUGCAAAAUAAAAUUUACCGACAUAACCUUAUAUCAUAACCAUUGUGCUAAACAUAGUGCAAAGCCAAACAUUUGGCAGUGUGUUAUUUGCCAAUGUAUGUUUGACAAUAUUAUUGAACUCAAUAAUCACAUGUCGAAUCAUGAAUUGCAAGCUGGUGUGCCAUUGGCUGUACCAAUCAAAACUGAGACUGAUACUACUAUUAAAACAGAGGAUAUGCCUGAAUGUGUAGUGGAAUUGGACUAUAUGGAUCAAGACGUCAUUAUAGAAAAGGCUAUUGAAAAUAAUAUUCAUAACAAUAGUCAGGACAUCAGAGUAUUAAUAGAUGAUUGCAAUGAUGAUGAUAUGCAAUACAAUAUUGAAGAAAAACCAAAUGUCAGUUAUAUAAUGGAGAAUUUUCAUGGUAUUUAAAAUAUUUUGCAUUCUCAAUCACUCCGCUAGAGACAAAUAGAUUAUUAAUUUUUUUUUUUUAUCCAUUAGUAUAUACAAAUAAACGUACAUAAUAUAGAUAGAUUAUGUUAAUUGUGUUAUUAAACAGAACCCCUUAUGUCAAUCAUGUUUAAGAAACUGGUUUAUAAAACAUGUAAAUUGAAUUAAUUUAAAUACUUAUGUGACUGUUUCUUUGUGGAUAUACAUUUAUACACAUGUACCCAUAUGUAGUAUAUCUAUAUAAAAAUGAUAUCCCUAAGCUUGGUAAAAUAAAAAACAUUGUAUGCUAUAACUUAUAAAUGAAAGUUUCAAAAU